This is a messenger RNA of Mollisia scopiformis, 3966 nucleotides long. Its product is annotated as ABC transporter-like protein. NCBI's taxonomy places the organism in Eukaryota, Fungi, Ascomycota, Leotiomycetes, Helotiales, Mollisiaceae. Gene Ontology annotation, cellular component: membrane. Gene Ontology annotation, molecular function: ATP hydrolysis activity; ATP binding; ABC-type transporter activity. The transcript has 4 exons. The record is from RefSeq and is a predicted model, not a curated record. The coding region runs from base 1 to 3966 and encodes 1321 amino acids.
AUGGGGGAUGAUAUAGAGAAGGCAUCUGCGAGACUGGAGGAUAAUGAGGGCAGCACGGCGCAAACUCUUCAAAUCGACAAAGCCCCCACUUCGAAGGACGACGAGCCCAACCUCGACCUCACCCACCUGUCGACUUCGGAGAGCAAUCAUCUCUCGCUAUCAGAUGUACAGCCGGUCGAUGUACAAGUACGAAAUUUGGCCGUAACAGUGGACACCUCUCCCGGCGCAUUCUCCAUAGAAAAAUACCUUCCCAAGAAACACAAUCAGGAUGGCGCGCCAAGAUCAUACACGAAGCAGAUUCUACAUUCGGUGUCUGCUUCAAUGCCCGCGGGAACACUUACGUCAAUCAUUGGCGGAAGCGGGUCGGGGAAGACGACAAUGUUAAAUUCAAUGGCCGAGAGAAUGACAAGCGGCAGAUUGACUUUUGGAGGCACAACUACAUUCAAUGGCAUGCAUGGAGUCAACAGCGUUCGAAGCGCAUACGUGAUGCAGCAGGACGUACUACUACCUACCCUCACAGUUCGGGAGACGCUGCGAUACUCUGCCGAUUUGCGAUUGCCACCACCAACCACCGAGGAAGAGCGGAGGAAAGUGGUUGAAGAAGUCAUCCUAGAGUUGGGAUUGAAGGAAUGCGCAGACACAAGAAUAGGCAAUCACCAACACAAGGGAUGCUCGGGAGGCGAGAAGAGACGGACCAGCAUAGGGGUGCAAUUGCUGAGCAAUCCAAGUGUGCUUUUCCUGGAUGAACCGACCACAGGACUGGAUGCUACCAGUGCUUUUCAACUCAUCAGAACAUUGAAGACUUUAGCAAAGAAAGGCAGGACUAUCGUCACAACCAUACAUCAGCCGAGAUCAGAAAUUUGGGGCAUGUUUGAUGGCCUAGUUAUUUUGACAAGAGGAAGUCCAGUCUACUCCGGAAAGGCUAAAGACUGUAUAUCAUGGUUCAAAAGCGUUGGCAUGGAACUACCACCAUUUGUCAAUCCCGCAGAAUUCUUGAUCGACAUAGCAGCUGUAGACAAUCGUACGCCAGAGCUUGAAGCUGUUUCGACAGAAAGAGUAGAGGGUUUGAAAGGAGCAUGGAUACCAGAGAGCGAGAAGCUAUACGGAGCAGCGAAUGAGAAGGCAACCACUACUUCAAGACCCACUAGCACUUCACUCGCUUCAGUCCAUUCGCCUUUCAUACGUCAGACUCGAGUUCUUACAGCUCGGACGUUCAAAACUACAUACCGUGAUCCAAUGGGCAUGGCUGGAUCUCUAUCUGAAGCAGUCCUGAUGGGAAUAUUGACUGGAUGGGUAUUCUUUGCCCUAAAGCGUGAUGAAUCAGGCAUUCGCAGUCGAGAGGGCGCUCUGUACAAUGCUGCAGCAUUGCAAGGCUACCUGAUUCUGAUGUUUGAGACAUAUCGUCUAACCAUCGAUAUCGAGCUUUUUGAUCGAGAACACAAUGAGAAUGUCGUGGACGUCGUACCGUUUCUACUCAGCAGAAGAAUCGCCAGGUUCUUCACUGAGGACUUGCCAGUGCCCCUGGCAUAUUCUACCAUCUUUUACUGGAUGGCAGGUUUCAGAGCAGAAGCUGGUACUUUCCUCACAUUUUUCGCAAUUGUUUUUAUCAACCAGUACAUUGCGGUGACUUAUGCUGCUGCUUGUGUUGCUGCGUCAAGAACUUUCGCUGCUGCAUCCUUGAUUGCAAACCUUGGGUAUACCAUCCAAAGCAUGGCUUGUGGAUACUUUGUCCAAGCAAACUCCAUUCCAGUCUAUGUUCGUUGGCUUAAAUGGACUGCUUAUGUCUUUUAUGCCUUUGGUGCUCUAUGUGCCAAUGAAUUUGCGGGACAGUUCUAUGAUUGUCCGUAUCCAGGCGGAGAGUCGAAUCCUGCUUGUGCCCAGUAUACUGGGACAUUCAUCAUAAGCUCAUUGGGAUUGCCUCAAGAGAACUGGAUUGUCAGGCCGAUCGUAAUCAUGGUUGCGUUUGUAGUGAUGUUCUAUGUCUCUGCCUGGAUUGGUCUUCGGUUUAUUCCCGUUGAGAUGAGCAUUGCUCAAGCCCGCAACUCUGAUACCGAUUUGUCUGCUGGCAAAGAAAAGAUGAUUGUCCGUUCUGCUGCUGAAGUCAGGACAGUCGAUAUCUCUCUUGAUAGAUUCGCCCUCGAUUUGGACAAGAGAUCAAUGCUCGGACGAAAACUACCUACGAAAACGAUCAUUCAUCCGGUAACAACAACAUUUCAAGCAGGCUUGCUAAACAUCAUCAUGGGUCCAUCCGGAAGCGGCAAGACAUCACUACUGAAUGCCAUGGCUCUACGACUUCACAAUACUUUAGGAACACAAUAUCGACAAGCUGGUAAAAUGACAUUCAAUGGCUCUGUUCCCUCAGACUCUGUCAUCAGAUCAGUCUGCUCGUAUGUCUGCCAGGAUGACGACGCUCUCCUCCCAUCCCUCACUGUCCGUGAGACCUUAAGAUUCUCAGCAGGUCUUCGACUCCCCUCCUUCAUGACAACAGAUCAAAAGAAUCAACGAGCGGAAGAAGUUCUCAUGAAACUCGGUCUCAAAGACUGCGCUGACAACCUCAUCGGCUCCGAAACGGUUAAAGGUAUCUCAGGCGGCGAAAAGCGACGAGUCUCCAUCGCUGUCCAAAUCCUGACCGACCCCCGCGUCCUCCUCCUCGACGAACCCACCUCAGGCCUCGACGCGUUCACCGCCUCCUCCAUAAUGGAAGUCCUGCAAGGCCUCGCACAAGAAGGCCGUACCUUAAUCCUCACAAUCCACCAAUCUCGCUCCGACAUCUUCCAAAAGUUCGGAAACGUCCUCUUACUGGCUCGAGGCGGCCAUCCUGUCUAUGGAGGCAAUGGCGCCGGCCUCCUCCCUCACUUUGAGUCUCUAGGCUAUCCUUGCCCAACAACCACCAACCCCGCUGACUUCGCCCUCGAUCUCAUAACUAUCGACCUCCAGCACUCUUCCCGCGAGGCUUCAACCCGAGAAAAAGUCCGCAGUCUCAUUACAUCGUGGUCUAGCAAUGAUUUCUCUGCUGCCUUGAAUCCUACCACUAUCUCUACUCCCGCGGAGCUUGGAUCUCUGGUGAGGAAGAGAACGGGGUUUUGGAAGGCAUAUCCAAUCUUAGUGAAGAGGGCGUUCAUUAAUUUUAGGAGGCAGCCACCGUUGUUGGUUGCGAGGAUAAUGCAGGUUACGGGGCUUGCGAUUAUUUUGACGUUGUUUUUCGCCCCGUUGAAGAAUGAUUAUGAGAGUGUGCAGUCGAGGUUGGGGUUUAUACAGGAAUUCUGCGCAUUCAACUUCGUCGGCAUGCUCCAAAACGUUGCCAUCUACCCCUCGGAACGGGACGUCUUCUACCGCGAACACGCCGAUUCCGUCUACUCCGUAACUUCCUUCUUCCUCUGCUACCUCACCCUCGAAAUCCCAUUCGAGCUCAUCACCAGCGUUCUGUUCGCCAUCUUGGUAGACCUUGGAGGAGGAUUGCCGAGGACUGCACGCAUGUUUUGGGUGUGCUUUUUCAAUUGCUUCUGUAUCGUCAGUGGGGGUGAGAGUUUGGGUAUCAUGUUCAACACCCUCUUCCAACACACCGGCUUCGCCAUAAACCUCACCUCCGUCUUCCUCUCCAUCGCCCAAUUCAUGUCCGGCGUAAUGUCCAUCAACAUGCCCUCCUUCCUCCAAGGCGUAAACUACCUCUCCCCGCUGCGCUACGCGAUCCGAAACUUGGCCCCUUACUCGCUGCGUGGCAUUACAUUUACGUGUACAGAUGCACAGAAACUGCCCAAUGGGCAAUGUCCGAUUGGUACUGGGGAGCAGGUUUUGAAUUUGUAUGAUCUGAAUACUAAUCCUGGGCUUAACAUCCUCGCGCUGGGUAUUUGUACAUUGAUUUAUCGGCUGGUGGCGUAUCUUUUGCUAAGGGCUGUGAAGACGCAUUGGGGUGAUUUGAAAGAGAAGAAGGAGGUGAAGCCGAGGAAUGUUCUGGAUAGUGCAUAA